AUGUCUCCCCGCCAACAAGAACCAGGAACAAGCUCUCAGUCAAGAGGCACAAACCGCCAAUUAUCUGUGAAUGUAUCACCCGAUGCGCAGUUGAUAAGGGACCAUAUUCCUCAUUUCGCAAGCUUGAUUGACAAGAAACAUCAGAAGAAUCAAGCAGGUACUGGCGAAGACCCUUUUGCAAAAUUUGUGGAGAACAGCGGCCGCAUAUCAGAAAGAGUUUUGGACCAAAAGGAAAUGUCUACUAAAGACAAAGCCUAUCAAGAUAUCCAAGACGCCCGCGGAUACAACACUUCCAAAUCCUAUUGCGUAAAGCAAGUAGAAUUUCUUCGGUUUUGCGAGAUGCGCUAUGCGAAUCGACCUCUCGCCACACGCCACCAGGCAACUGGCGACAAGCUACUUGCGUUUUUGUAUGAAAAGAUAAACAAAAAAAGCUUUUUAAAGAAGAAAAAGCACUUAAAACUAAACAAAUAUGUAAAGGUAAUCAACCGUAAAGUUCGAAAGUCUGGUACAAAACAUAUCAAAGCACUAGGCAAUAGUGCUGAAGAAGAAGUUAGUGAAAUCAACAAAACUGACGCAAUACACAAAAAAUAG
This is a messenger RNA of Mucor velutinosus, 591 nucleotides long. RefSeq lists its product as uncharacterized. The record is from RefSeq and is a predicted model, not a curated record. NCBI's taxonomy places the organism in Eukaryota, Fungi, Mucoromycota, Mucoromycetes, Mucorales, Mucoraceae. The transcript has a single exon. Bases 1 to 591 code for a protein of 196 amino acids.